CGUCAAGAAACGACGGAUGAUGCGGCGUUAUCCUUCCCUAAGCAGACAAGCAAGAAUAAAAAACGCAACAACGGCACAAGCGGAGGUCAAAAAUUCACUACGAAAGCAUUAUCUCAUGCUUGAUAUACUUAUCUGAUCCUUGAUACUUUGUGAAAACUGUAACUAAACGCGAAUAUGCCGGCUACUAUGUAUGAUCAAAAACGACAUGCCUUUUCCCCAACGAUUACUAGCAACGAGUUUGUCCGGCGCUUGUUUUCGGGCCACAAAACAAAGCUCAAGCACCACAAGCAGCUGCAGAUGAGUGUUGCGGUUGAAACGAGACUCGUCCUGUAACGGACUCAGAGUCUGCCUCUGCCUCUGCGUGAAGAUGUUGGAGAAAUAACAGCUAUCAACCUCUACUUUCUUCAAAGAAAACAGGAGCAAUAAACAAACAAAGAAAUGGCCUCUAUUUUCGCUCGUUGCUUUAGCGCUAAGGAGUUUACGCAGAUCCUGGUCAUAGGGCUGGAGGGCGUCGGGAAGAGUACACUUCUGCACAGACUGAAAGUUCCUCAGUGGCGUAGCGAGAAACUAAUACCCGCACUCAGCGAUCUCCGGCAAUAUAGGUUGUACUUAUGAACAUAAGUGCUUCUUCUUGAGCGAUCUCCGACAGAAUAGGGUGUACUUAUGAUCAAUAAAUACUUGAUACUUUUGGUUGUUCUGCUUGUGAACAAGGGUAGUGGACUUCAACAUCAUCAUGAUUAUUACUAAUCUCGAUGUUCAUGUAGUUGUAACCACCUCGACUAUUAUAGAAGACAUGACAAGCCUCUAGGUGUGGUUAAUUGACAUCUAUAUUGGUAACACAUCUAGCCAAGUAUACUAGAAGAAGUCAUGACAUCAAAGACAAGGAUUCCCUCACCCACUCUAAUCAAAAGUCCAGAGGAAUACCAGAAGAUACUUGACGAGAGAAAAGAAGGAGGCGGUCGUAAUACGGAUCCUGUGAUAGAGUAUACCAGCUACGACGGAGCGCCAAAGGUCGCAGUCUUGAAAGAUCCGGGAUAUAACUAUGAGGUAUAAAUUGAUGGCAGUGAUCAUCAUGUUGAACCUGAACGAUCCUUCGGGACAUAGAUAAGUAUUCAUAACUGCGAGGUAUAUAAUCUUGGUAGAUGACGUAUCCAUUUUCUAUGACCUGCAUUGGCCAAUUAUAAAGAAUAUGAACAAUUAUGUGAAUUAUAGAUUAAUUUGCAAAUACAACAAGAUACAAGAAAGUUAGAAGAAGGAAACACCAAACUCUCACCUUAUCAACCAGACUUUCUACGAUUUUGGUUUGUGGGAUAUUCCUGGCAUUGUGAGCGACGUCCUUCCCAGCCUAUGGGCGCUUUUCUACAGAGCGGUGAAAUAUAGUGCAGUUUUUUACGUCGUCUCAUCCUUACGGCUUGUACAACAAGAAAUCCAUCGAUCUUCAUCUUGGUGUUCCCAAGCAUAUUGAUUCAUUGGUUCCGUUUUUCAAGGGAAAUGGAAAACGUGCACCAAGCAGGUGCUCCACUGGAUGGAUUUGCGCCAUUUUUUUCGAACUCCCACGGACGCAGACAGAUUGACGACGUGUAGGAAACACAUUUUUUCCCUCAUGAACGAAGAGGAGCUCAGGGAUUCCGCCCUCGUGAUCCUCAUUAAUAGCAGACGAGAAAAUCCGUAUGAUGUGGCAAGGGAUGCCUUUUACUACGAAUUGGAACUGCAUGUAUGGACAGGAUGAAAUGAUCGAGCUCGUGACCUCCAAUGUCGAUGAACAAUAAUAUCGAUGAACAAGCUAAUAAUUGAAGUCUACUUGUAUACCAAACGAAAACGAAUGGGUACAGGGUACUACACUACUACCACUACUACUAAGACGCUCAUUAGAUUCAGAUCAUCUUAUUCUAGUUGGUUCAUGUACAAGUACUAGUACCUGCCUCAUUAUCUUGUCUCCUGUUGUAUUCGAAUUGUCCUCGAGUCUACUGUGUCUGUUGUUUCUCAUCUUCUUCUUUUUCACAGCUGUCGCAGUAGAACAGCUUCCACGUCCUCUACCUCUCUCCUCGGUUCCCCUACUACGACGUCUCUUCUAAUCGCCAAGCUGGACCCAACGAAAGUGCGGAAAUUUGCUUUCGAUUUCUCUGCAAUAAAGGGGCAGAAAGAUCCGAACUUUCUGCAAGUUCUUGAUUUCGUACGAAAUAGGGAGAAAAAGUAGUUGUAACAUCAACGUGCUCAUUAUAUUCACUUUUUCUCUCAGUCAUGUUGAAAUGUUACAUAAUGGACAGUUACAUAUUAAUGGACAAGAAGGAUCGGUGUUCGUCAUUCAUCCGCGCUUCGUUCUUGACUCUUUUUAUGGUGGUGGAAAAGGUAUAGGCGGGUUACAUUUUCGGUUUCUUCGUGGUUAUGCGUCUCAAAUUGCUGUUGUCUGUGGUAAUCUAGCUACAACUGCAAAGGCUGAGCAGACACGUAACAUCUGUACUGGCGUAGCAUGUGAUAUCGUGUGAAUGUCAAUGCCAGCACUCCACGUCUGCUUUUGCAUUUAUUUAAAUUGCCUUAAAAUAAGUGGUACAGGUCGAGGCCGUCUCAGUCUGGUUCUGGUCGAUAUGUAGACACACCUAGAAUUUUCU
Molecule: messenger RNA, 2609 nt
Organism: Amoebophrya sp. A25
Lineage: Eukaryota; Dinophyceae; Syndiniales; Amoebophryaceae
Source: the annotation of a GenBank genome assembly